Molecule: messenger RNA, 303 nt
Organism: Macrosiphum euphorbiae (potato aphid)
Lineage: Eukaryota; Metazoa; Arthropoda; Insecta; Hemiptera; Aphididae
Source: the annotation of a GenBank genome assembly
AUGGAAAAAGAAGAGUUAAGAAAAUGUUGCCAUGAUCUACAAAACGUUCUAACUGAUGGUGAAUUAAAAGACAUAAAUUGUUAUGAACUGUAUGAAGAAUUACUUAUUUUUUGUACUAUAAUUUCUGAAGAAACGACAGCUUUUCAAGCUCUUUCAGUACUAAAAAAAUGUUGUGGAGUACUUUAUCACAGUGUAACAAGCUUAGCUACUCUAUCGAUUGAACAACAAAUUACCGACUCAUUAGAUUUUAGUGAGCUGAUUGCAAUUUUUGCUGCAGCCAAAGCUAGAAAAAAACAAUUUUGA